Molecule: messenger RNA, 1723 nt
Organism: Triticum dicoccoides
Lineage: Eukaryota; Viridiplantae; Streptophyta; Magnoliopsida; Poales; Poaceae
Exons: 7
Coding region: 4-1368 (454 amino acids)
Source: RefSeq, a predicted model, not a curated record
UCCAUGGUCGCCGCCCCCGCCCCCGCCCCCGCCGCCGGCGAGGCGACCCCGCCCCCGGAGCCGCCUCCGUCCCGCGUGUCCGUUCGCUCCUCCUCGUCGUCCUCCCGGCGCCGAUGCGCCCUCUCGAGCCGUUUCCGUGAGCCGGCGAGCCCGCGGCGCCACGCGUGGGUCUCCCUCCAGGGCCGCCUCGUCGGCGCCGAGGAGGCGGCGUCCGCUGAUGCGGCCGCGCCGGGCCUCCCGUCGGACGAGGCGACGGCGUGGGAGCUCUUCAGCCCGAUGCACCGCGUCCUCCUCGUCGCCACCGUGGCGGCCGCCUCCUCCCGCUCCCACGCGGCCCGCCGCAUCGAGCAGCUCCAGCGAUUGAUUCAUUUCAGGGAUGAGGUGCUGCAAAGCAUGCAGCAGAAGCUGGAUGAUCUGUUGUCCGAGAUGCACUCCCUGCAACAGCAAUAUGUCAAGUGCGACAGCUUCAUUUCCACCCAGAGUGAAAAGGUUGAGUUGGUAAGCAGCAAGAAGCUAAUGGAUGAGGAGGGAACCAGAUGCUGUGCGUGCUCACAGCUGGUGACUGCUGCUACUCCUUACAAGACAAAGGAUUUCUGUGGAAUGGAUGAUGCAAAGAGCGAUGUAGUUGAUAGGACUAGUGUAAGUCUUGUGGAUCAUGAGGAGCGCCGGAUGUCGGAUCUCUCAGACAUUUGGAGUGUCGUAUCCUCUGUGGAUAAUCAUUUAAGCGGGGACAAUCAGCUAAGUUCACUGGCAGCAGAACAAGAGUUGUAUAACAUUCAGAAGGAAUGUGAAGAGAAGGAUGCAAUUAUAAAGGAACUGACUGCAGCUGCACAUACAUCUAGCACUGCUGAUGCCAAGAGAAUUGCAGAGCUGCAGGAUAUUCUCAAAAGGAAAAACAUGGUGAUAUCCAAACUGAAGAAAGACAUGUCAGCUCUGAAGCAGAUGGUUGUUGAACUAACAAGGGCUAAAAGAGCAUCUUCUGUCAACUUAAAUACAGCCUGCUCUGAACUCCCAGUGAUGUCAAGCAAUAUUUUAUAUGAUAUGAGUAGCACUAGCCCAUCAUCAUCGGAUUCUGAGUCUCCUGUAACAACGAGAGAAUGCCUUAAUGUGCAGCCCACUGACGGCACUCCCGGAGACUGUGAAUCCACAGGAAGCUCUAGAGUAUCAGUGCGAAAAACAUCUCUUCCUCCAGCAAAAUCAUCAGUGCGCUCGACUGCCCCACUCAAAGAGAAAUGUUUAAAUCCGAAAGUGGAAACAAGUUUGGUUGGUAGACAGAAGCAACUUUUAUCCUCUAAUGGAGACUUUAAAAAGACUAGAAGACAAAGUCACCAAGAUUCACGGAAUAAAGCUACAAAGAGAUGGAUGUAGAAUCUGGACUGCAAGAACUUAUUACCAGAUAGAUCAGGAAGGAAGGAAGUUGGUUGGUUAGGAUAGCCUGUCAGGGUGAUGCUUCCUAGCUCCUGCUGUUGUCCGGUGAAAGAAAAUGGAUCCAUGUGAUGCAAGUUGCUACAUACUUUAGUUAUGUCUGUCAUGGAGCCAACCAAUCCAUGAUCUAGGCUCGCCAUUGGUAUCUUCUCCGUUGUAAAAUAUGUCAUUUGGAUCUCAACAGUCGGCAUCUCCCUGGUCAUGAUUCUUGAACCCAUCGUUUAUAGUAUUUAAUUGCUGGAUUAGUUUAUCUGACGGAAUCUCGGAGCUCGUUUUAAAAUUAAAUGGUACUCCCUAA